AAAUAUUUAAAAUAAAAAAUAAUAUUAAGCAUUUACCACAGACUAAACAGCCUCCUCUAACUUCAGAUUUGCAAAUUUUGAAUUUCAAAGUGCGCAGCUGAAGCUCGUCUCUGAUUGGAUAAUGAGUGAGGGUGGAAAGAGCGGGAGAAACGCUGCAGCUGACGUCACUAACGAGCGAACAGGAGCGGCAGCGUUUGCUGAAGAGAACGCAGGAGCGGAGCAGAGCAGAAAUCUUCGGACUACUUCAUUCAUCGAACAUUUAAAAAGUUUUCAGGACAAAUCUACCAGCUGCUGUUUAAGCGGAAAUCUAAAGUUUGCACGGUACUGUGAAAUCAGAAGAACUGAGUUUGAGGCUGAUCCAAAUGCCUGUGGUCCUCCACGCACCCCAGAGAGAUAUGACGUGGCUGUUGCUGAUCUCCAGGCUGAAAACCUCCAAGACAUCAGAGGAAUAAAGGUAAACUCUGUCUUUAAUACCCUUCAGUCUUUUCACGUUUCCCAGCCUGGUCUCCCGCCUUGCUUAGGUCAUGACAUUUUUGAAAGAGUGUUGUCAUAUGAUUUAGCACUGUACUUGAAGAACAUUAUAAAAAAGAAAAAAUGGUUCACAUACUCACUCUUAAACAGGCGCAUCAAACAGUUUAAGUACAAAGGAUCUGAAGCACAGACAAAGCCAUGUGCUGUGAACCCUGACAAAGCCAAGUUAUCAGGGCAAGCCAUUCAAAACUGGAACCUUUUGAGAUUGCUACCAGUUUUGAUUGGUGACAAAGUGCAAAACCAUGAGGAUGAAGUAUGGCAGUUAGCUCUCCAGCUAAAAGACAUUGUGGAUCUUAUUUGUGCUCAUAACAUUUCCUUGCCCCAGAUAGCAUAUUUUGACUUUUUGAUCCAGGAAUAUUUGGAGUUGAGAAAGACGUUGUUUCCUGAAAAUCAACUAAAACCCAAGCACCACUAUUUGCGCCAUUAUUCAGCACUAAUCUUGAAAUUUGGUCCAUUGAUUAGGUUAUGGACGCUUAGGUUUGAGAGCAAGCACAGUUAUUUUAAAAGAUGUGCCAGACACCUGAAAAACUUCAAAAACAUUUGUCAGACUCUGUCAGAGCGUCAUCAGAUGUAUCAGGCAUAUCUUUUAGCUGGGCAAGAAUGCAGUAAACUACUGCAAGUGAAGGACAGCUUUGCCUUUUAUCCCAACCUCUACAGUGACACUAUUAAACAUGCAGUCAGGGGGUUAGCCUUUUCACAAAGCAAUACCACAGUUACCACAGGCAUUCAGUACAAGGGCACUGCAUAUAAAAAAGGGCAGUGUCUUGUGUACAGAAAUGAUGAGUAUUUGAAGUUUGGUGAACUUCUACUCAUCUUGAUUCAAAAUGACACAUCUGUGAAUGUUUUGAUGGAUAUCCACAAAGGUGUCUUCCUCUCAAAAUACCAUCUGUACUCUGUGACAAAGGACAGUCUUGGGUUACAGUGUAUCAACAUUAAUGACCUGCCCGAUUUCUAUCCUUUGGUAUCAUACAUUCUUGAUGGAUACCAAGUCAUACCACUAAAGCACAGUAUUGUGGAAAAAUAA
Messenger RNA from Mugil cephalus (flathead mullet), 1555 nucleotides. RefSeq lists its product as uncharacterized. Lineage: Eukaryota; Metazoa; Chordata; Actinopteri; Mugiliformes; Mugilidae. Bases 122 to 1555 code for a protein of 477 amino acids. The transcript has 2 exons. The record is from RefSeq and is a predicted model, not a curated record.